GUUUACUACGCCGGUACAAACUUGUUCAGGGGCUCUUACAAAAAGCUUCAUUUACGGGCGUGGGUUACUUUAAAACAGUAAAGAAUUGUUUUACUUUUUUUAAACAACCGACCUUUCCGCCACUGAAAAGAAAAAAAACUUUUGUUCUGUUGUCAAAUUAAGAGGCAAAGUCCACUAUUUAAGAGACAACGCACCUGGAGGAGCCGCACGCAAAUGGACGCGCCUGGGCUGUAAAGGCCACUUUUAUAGUAUCUUUUAUUUUAAUUUUCCUUGUUCUUCCGCUUUUUUGAGAAAAAAAAACCUAACUUCGGUUAAAACCAGGGCUUAUCGUGUUUUUUGUCAGUGAGUCAGUGAACCUAACCUAACGGACAGCAUGUUUCCCUUGGACUCUCCGUGGAACAUCUCGUUCGCCGGCUGCGGCUUCCUCGGCAUCUACCACGUCGGGGUGGCCAGCUGUCUGGUGGAGAGAGCCCCGUUCCUGGUGCACAACGCCCGGCACGUGUACGGGGCGUCCGCCGGAGCGCUCACCGCCACCGCCCUGGUGACGGGAGUCUGUCUCGGAGAUGCCGGUGCAAGCAUCAUCGAGGUUGCCAAAGAGGCCAGGAAGCGAUACCUCGGACCCAUGCAUCCUUCCUUUAACCUGAUGAAGAUCGUGCGCCACAUGCUGCAGCGCACCCUGCCAGAUGACUGCCAGGACAAGGCCAACGGGAGGCUGGGGAUCUCGCUCACCAAGGUCACAGAUGGAGAAAACGUCCUGGUGUCUCACUACGCCAAUAAAGAGGAGCUGAUCCAGGCGUGUGUCUGCAGCGCCUUCAUCCCCGUCUACUGUGGCCUCAUUCCUCCAACAUUUCAAGGGGUGCGCUACGUGGACGGAGGAAUCUCAGACAACCUGCCGCAGUAUGAGCUGAAAAACACCAUCACCGUGUCGCCCUUCUCUGGCGAGAGCGACAUCUGCCCCAGAGACUCCUCCACCAACAUCCACGAGCUGCGCUUCACCAACACCAGCAUCCAGUUCACCCUCCCCAACCUCUACAGAGUGUCCAGAGCUCUCUUCCCUCCCGACCCCAUGGUGAUGAAGGCGAUGUGUAAACAGGGAUAUAAAGAUGCUCUUCACUUUCUGGAGAGAAACAGAUUGCUUGAUUUGAAUGGACCUCUGCGAGACCGACCCCUUCUCGCCAUGGGAGAGGAAGAGGAGGAUUGUGAGGAAGAUGAGGGGGAAAACAAAACUGAGACAGAAGACGAGUCACAUGCUGAAGAGAACUCAUCGAGCGUUUACGACAGCUCAAUAGACAAGCAUAUCAUCGAAUGCCUUCCACCAAUCCUGCACAAAGCUUUAGUGGAGGCUUGCAUGGAGAGGCGGAGCCUGGUGCAGUCGCUAAGCAACCUGCUUCCCGUCAGGAUGGCGUCAGCCAUGAUGCUGCCCUACACUCUCCCGCUGGAGUCUGCCAUGUCCUUGAUUGUCAGACUUCUGGAGUGGCUGCCAGAUGUGCAGGAAGAUGUGGGCUGGAUCCGGGAGCAGAUUUUUAAAAUCUUACAGCACGUUCUUGGCCAGGCCUCCAAGAGUUUUUCUCAACGUGUAUCUGCCAGGUUGUUCUGCCAGCUGGAGCUGCACCACUACCGAUCCCUUCCAUCCAGGUCCUGCUCAGCCGGGUUGUUCCCCGCCUGGGUGAGCGGGAGCAGCUCCUCACUGCAGGAUGUCUUCGUGCGUCUUGAUCAGUACAAGAAGCAGCUGUUGUCUGGAGUUUUUUGUAUCAACAUGGACCUUCAAGGCUCCUUUAAAACUGGAAUCCCGUCACCAAAGAGCAGCCAUCCGCCUGCUGUCUCCCAGAAAGACUUGACCAUCAGCAGAGAUCCUCUUGACACCCCGCAAUGUGGCAACUCUGGUAAAACACAGACGACAUCCAAGACCUUGGUAGCGGGGUGCUGAACUAUUUGAACACAUUUCAACCAGAUUUUUUGUUUGUUUCUGAUCAUCCCCUUUUGUAAAGUGUCUGGAAAAGUGUUGAUUCACUUUACUCACGAUGGGGGGGGGGGGUGUUAUUUUUGGACCAAUGCUCGGCUCCAAACUUAGUCUCUAGCGUCAGCACAGUCAGGCGGUCUGUCGUUAGUCCACGAUGUGCAUCCAAGCUUCGAAUGUGUGCGCUGUCAUGCACUAACCCGGGUGACAGGAAGUCUGAAAUAGAAAUGCAGAUUUAAAGUAGCACGGUAAGAAGAGAACAUGUUUACGUCAGGCUGGGGGUGGAGCAGUUUUCCUGCUUUCAGUUAUAUCUGGUACGUGAGAAACGCAGGAUGAGAUGGAAGACAGUGGAGGUGGUUUGUUACAAGAAGUUACUCCAUUUAGGUAACGCAAAAGUCAGUGCAGUAUUAUGGGAAGAAAGGAUUGUUUAGGCCGAUGUAUUUAAUGUAGCAUCAAUUAUUUAAGUGUUAAUGCAAAGUAAUGUUGCACAAAAUAUGGUUAUAGCGUGAUUUACAAAAUACUUUCAACUUAAGAAUGCAUUUUAAAUGUGUUGUUUUGAAUUGCUGAAGAGAUCUUUAAAAGAAAUUUCAGUUUAAUACUUGUGAUUUUAUAAUGAAUCAUAAAACAGGUUUGAUUAUACAAUGACCAAGCUGUUCAGAUGCCUCUCUUGUACUGUGUCCUAUGUUUCAGUUGUGUGAUCAACUCUUUCGUUGCGCCUCGAACGUCAACGCUAUGAUUGCCAAGUAAAUGUAAAGUGUUGAAAAUGUCGUAUUUAUAUGAUCUUGACAUAAAAUAAAGUGGUACUGAUCUAA
Cololabis saira (Pacific saury) is the source of this 2769-nucleotide messenger RNA. RefSeq names its product patatin-like phospholipase domain containing 2 (gene pnpla2). The record is from RefSeq and is a predicted model, not a curated record. The coding region runs from base 374 to 1927 and encodes 517 amino acids. Gene Ontology annotation, molecular function: triacylglycerol lipase activity. Gene Ontology annotation, biological process: positive regulation of triglyceride catabolic process; triglyceride catabolic process; lipid homeostasis. The transcript is spliced from 9 exons. Lineage: Eukaryota; Metazoa; Chordata; Actinopteri; Beloniformes; Belonidae. Gene Ontology annotation, cellular component: lipid droplet; membrane; cytoplasm.